CGGAGACUUAAGGGGCGGUGUGAGGCGCAAACGUCACAGCAGCGUUCGCUAGCAUAACCUCGCUGUGGCGUUACCAAGGGCGUCGUUGCUAAGGAAGAAGUUAGGGGCCCGCAGUGGCUGAUGGGAUAGGAGAGGUUCUGAGGACGACUUGUGAGGAUUGUGUCAGGGUGAAAUGCAGCCAGCAAUGGAACAGAGUCCUGAAGCGGGAGGGACAGUGGUAUGUAACCGUAAGGACGACUAUAUGGAGAGCGGUGAAGGAGACGUGAGACUGCCAGCUGGAAACCCUGCAGGUACAGAAACUGGUGAUAACAAGGCAGUGGUGAGCUCUGAAAAUACUUCAAAGGAGAAAGACAGCGGCCCCAGGUUAACCAAAAAGUACCUAAGAGAACUAUGCAAGCAACAGAAAUUGUAUACAACACCAUAUCUCAAUGACACUUUGUACUUACACUACAAAGGAUUUAUGCGUUUGGAAAAUCUGGAGGAAUACACAGGUCUGAAAUGCCUUUGGCUGGAAUGUAACGGUCUGCAGAGAAUUGAGAAUUUGGAAGCGCAAAACGAACUGUGUUGUCUUUUUUUACAUCAAAACAUCCUUAACAAGAUUGAGAAUCUUGAACACCUUCAAAAACUUGACACCCUUAACCUCUCUAACAAUUAUAUCAAGACUAUAGAAAACCUAUCUUGUCUUCCGGUCCUGAACACUUUACAGAUCGCUCACAAUCAGUUACAUACAGUAGAAGAUAUAGAGCACCUUCAGGAAUGUCCCAGCAUUAGUAUACUUGAUUUAUCCCACAAUAAACUGGAUGAUCCUGCAGUAAUCGAUAUCCUGGAAAAAAUGCCUAACUUGGUAAAUUGUAAAAGAAGCUGGAAGCAAGCAUUAUUCAUCUUACUCUACUACCAUUUUUCUACAUUGCUUCAUGUAUUAAACCUAAUGGGAAAUGGACUCAUUAAAAAGAUUCCUAAUUACAGAAAGAUGGUUACAGUGCGAUUGAAAGGGUUAACAUAUCUGGAUGACAGACCAGUAUUUCCAAAAGACAGAGCAUGUGCAGAAGCUUGGGCCAGAGGAGGUCGAGAAGCUGAAAUCGAGGAGAGAGAGCGGUGGGAGACCAAAGAAAGGAAGAAAAUACAAGACAGUUUUGAUGCUUUAUCUGAAGUCAGGAGGCAAGCUGAGGAUAGGAAGUGCAGGAAGGAGAUGGAAAAAGAAGGAAAUGAACAAACAGAUAACACAAGAGUCAUUGAGGUGGAAGAGAAACAGUGCAGGAAUGAAGAGUCUCAAGAGAAGAUUCAGAGAUUUGUUGAAGAGACUUUAGAGGCCUGUGAGGAGUUGACCACUGACAUAAAUUGUGAAUCUCCAAGAGGUCCUCUUAUACAGAUUCUGAAGGCCGUUGAGCAGAAGCCGGUUGAGAUGUGUCCUGAUGUAGAUCGUGAUCAACAUACAUUUACAGACAGAGACUACAGGGCUGGAAAUAAAAACAGGUUACCGAGUGUUGAUGCAGAUUCAAGCUGUGUCAUGUCAAGUGAAUUACAGGAAGUGAUGAACACGGAAGGUUCUCUGACCACUGGACUGAUUGAUGUUGAAGAUAUAGAGAUUGUUCCUCUGAAGGCCACAGAAAAGCUGUAUAUUAAUGAUUUGCCAGACUUGGAAGAUGUGACCAAUGAUGAUCUGACCCCAGACAUGCAGGACAUCAUUACUACUAGUAAUAAGGUAUAUCGACCAAAGAUUGAAGUGAUAUCUGCAGAGAGUGAUGAAAGUGAUGGUGAAUGGGAGAAAGAAGACUUGAUCACAAGCAUGGGGGACAAUGAGCAGCCUAGACAACACUUAAUAAGUUUAUUUACAAAAAAUACUGAUGACUUGUCAGUAUCUACAACUAUUCAGCCCAAGUUGACAUUCAAGCCUAAAGGACCUCUCAUCCAGGAAAUUGUUCAGGAACAUGUGGAUGAAAGAGACCACAGAGAUGGUCAAAAUGGGAACCUUGGUGAGGACUUACUGGAUGCACCAAUGUUGGAGAAUAUCAACAAUGUGGAUAAGACAGCUGAAGAUUCAUCAACCCCUGGAAAGGAGACUACAGAAAACUGCUCAUAUGAUUUGGAUUAAAAUAUAAAAUAAAUAGCUUAA
This is a messenger RNA of Hyla sarda, 2113 nucleotides long. RefSeq names its product dynein axonemal assembly factor 1 (gene DNAAF1). The record is from RefSeq and is a predicted model, not a curated record. Gene Ontology annotation, biological process: cilium assembly. Lineage: Eukaryota; Metazoa; Chordata; Amphibia; Anura; Hylidae. Gene Ontology annotation, molecular function: dynein complex binding; protein binding. The transcript is spliced from 13 exons. Gene Ontology annotation, cellular component: axoneme. The coding region runs from base 173 to 2092 and encodes 639 amino acids.